Molecule: messenger RNA, 920 nt
Organism: Pomacea canaliculata
Lineage: Eukaryota; Metazoa; Mollusca; Gastropoda; Architaenioglossa; Ampullariidae
Exons: 4
Coding region: 403-753 (116 amino acids)
Source: RefSeq, a predicted model, not a curated record
GUGAAGGUCGCUGACGUCACGCUUCCGAAGUUUUUCCCUUCAGUGAGACGUUUAGGAAAAAAAAAUCAGCUGCUCGGUCAGCAUCCCCACUGUCGGCUCCGCCCGAGCGCACGUGCAACGUGUUGCAUCACUUCACAAGGUGUUUAAGCGCACGUGCGCGACUAUAUAACGCGCUUUCGCCCUCCUCUGCGUUUUUCUCUCAGCCGCCUGCUGCCUUCCUAUCUUCCUUCCUUGGCGAGGACUGGGCCUCUUGUUUGUAGUGACAUUCGCCGGACACUCAUCCGCUGCUAAAAGGUGCUUGAGCUGCCGUUGAGCCGAGAAGAAAACUUUUCCUCAAAACAAGGAGUUGGUUUCUAAAAGUUUUCAAACAAAGCAUCACAAGAGCCCCGAGUUGUAGAGACAAUGUGCCGCCAACCGUCCAAAGUCGUCAGCGCCGUGGUGUUGUUCGUGUUUGUGAUGAUGAUGGUCGCGUGCUCUGCUGUGCCGCUCGAGGACCUCGAUGACACCGACGACGAAAUCAAGAGGUCCUUAUUUCUCGCUCGGUUGCUGGAUGCCUCAGAAAAGUUUAGGCUGCGGUCAGAGCUUCUGGGCAAGAAGAGAGAACUUGACCAAGACCUUCCCUUGACCUCACAGAAGCAAUACCGCUCGGCCGUGCAAAACAGCAGGCGAAGACCUGGUGGAAUGACACUCUGUUUGUGGAAGGUGUGCCCGGCGGCUCCCUGGCUCGUGGAUAAAAGGGAAAGCUCCAUGUGACGUGCGCACGGAUAGGGCAAGAGGCGUCACGUGACACACACCAAAGUGACGAUUAAAAACUUGGAUACGAAAUAUCGUUUCGGGAAAGGGGAAUGUAACCCAAAACUGAGAUGUGCUGGAAGAAAUAAAAAUGUGGAGUUCAUCUAGUUCAUGCCUUUGUUUGAUGU